Molecule: messenger RNA, 909 nt
Organism: Coniosporium apollinis CBS 100218
Lineage: Eukaryota; Fungi; Ascomycota; Dothideomycetes
Exons: 1
Coding region: 1-909 (302 amino acids)
Biological process (GO): regulation of ERK1 and ERK2 cascade; negative regulation of SCF-dependent proteasomal ubiquitin-dependent catabolic process; negative regulation of protein binding
Cellular component (GO): cytoplasm; nucleoplasm
Molecular function (GO): F-box domain binding; protein tyrosine/serine/threonine phosphatase activity
Source: RefSeq, a predicted model, not a curated record
AUGGAUAUCAGCCACCAGUACAGAGCGAUUCCUGAUCGCUCACCAAGCGUGAUACAGUCAGAGACAUACACGUACCGAGUCCCGACUCCUCCUCGCAUCAUCCUUCCGCCACCCCUCACCGAGCAUACGCUUCUACCCAAGUUCCCGCCAGUGCCUAUCCGCGGUCACGACGACUGGCCAGCAGGCGCAACCGACUUUACCAAACAUCUCGAUCUUCAUUCACUCGUCAGCAGGGGUGUCAUGGCCGAGUGGACAUACGUCAAGCGUCGUGAGGCUCAGCAGAUUCUACCUUUCCUAUACCUUGGGCCAGUGUACCCAGCGAAGGACCGGGACUUCUUGAGGGCGGAAGGAAUCACCAUGGUGUUGCUUCUUCAGAGCGGGUCGAACAUGCGCGGCGCUAUCAAAACAGCAGAUGCUCUAGGGAUCGCGAAGAAAAUCAUCGAUAUCAGAGACGUCCAAGACCUGAUACCCUCCUUCCCCCGCGCAACUCGGCUCAUCAACGAACACGUCGCUCUCACUCCAGGCAACGCCAAGGUCUUGAUAACAUGCGAAUCCGGGAACGAGAGAUCCGCGGCGGUGGUCGCAGCGUACCUGAUGGAGAUGUUCCAGAACGUCGACCAUAUCGUCGCCAUGCAGCUCUGCCAGGCCCGGCGAUUCUGCGUCAACUUCGACGAUGCGCUGAAGAUGCUGCUACGGUCGUACCACGACAUUCUGGAGGCGAAGCGCGCUGUGAAUGGACUCAGUUACACCUUCGCCGACGACAUCUCUUCGCAUGAGAACGGCAAUGACAGUCACAAGCGAGGAGUUGAUGAAGUCUGGAAUGAAGGGAUGGAACUUGAUACUGCUCACGAGAACAUGGAUGCUGCGAGGUUUGACGGGAACGGCUAUGCGCCCUUCCGCGAUGCAUGA